UCUACUUGCGCUAACAGAUCCAGAGUAGACCCUUCUCGCCAUGCUGACCCAAGCGCUGCCCCUGUCGUGGGGCGCCAAGGAGCUGCUGCAGCAGGAUCCAUGGCAGUUCCUCAAGGUUCCCGACAAGAUGCGAAUCGAGCAGCAGACGAUCCCUUUCGACGGAAAGACGAUGAUCUGGGUUCCAGACGGGAAGGAGGGCUACGUUAUCGGCGAGAUCAAAGAGACGUCGGGAGACAUGGUCACUGUCGUUGCGAGAGGCGAGGAGAAGACACUGAAAGAAGACCACGUCCAGCAGGUGAAUCCGCCAAAGUUUGAGAAAACAGAAGACAUGGCCAGCUUGACCUACCUUAACGACGCCUCGGUGUUGCACAACCUCCGGCAGAGAUACCGCGCCUGGAUGAUCUACACCUACUCUGGACUUUUCUGCGUCGUGAUCAAUCCCUACAAGAGACUGCCGAUCUACACCGACCAGGUCGUACAGGAAUACCGUGGCAAGCGCCGUACAGAGAUGCCGCCACAUCUGUUCUCCGUCGCAGACAACGCCUACGCGGCGAUGCUGGCGAAUCGGGAAGAUCAGUCUAUGCUAAUCACCGGUGAAUCUGGCGCUGGUAAGACUGAGAACACGAAGAAAGUAAUUUCCUACUUCGCCCUAGUAGCCGCCUCUGGCCAGAAGAAGGAGAAGGCGGUGAGUCUGGAGGACCAGAUCGUGCAGGCUAACCCCGUGCUUGAGAGUUUCGGAAACGCAAAGACCGUCAGAAACGACAACUCUUCUCGUUUCGGUAAAUUCAUUCGUAUCCACUUCGGUCCAUCGGGAAAGCUUGCUGGAGCCGACAUUGAAUCCUACCUGCUGGAGAAGUCACGUGUGGUGUCUCAGGCUCCAUUAGAGCGCAGCUACCAUAUUUUCUAUCAGCAGAUGUCCGGUGGAAUCCCGGCUAUGAAAGAAAAGUGUCUGUUGACGGAUGCGAUUGAGACUUACUACUUCAUCGCCCAGGGCAAGACCUAUAUCGACGGUGUGGAUGAUGGCGAAGAGAUGAAAGCAACGGACGAAGCCUUCGACAUUCUCGGCUUCAACGACAAAGAGAAAUGGGACAUCUACAACAUUGUCGCCGCUGUCAUGCACAUGGGAGUCAUGCAGUUCAAGCAGAGGCCCAGAGAGGAGCAGGCUGAGGCCGACGGCACCGAGUCGGGAGCGAAGGUCGCCCACGUGCUCGGUGUCUCCGAUGCAGACUUCUACAAGGGUCUGCUGAAGCCUCGGGUCAAGGUCGGCUCGGAGUACGUCACCAAGGGUCAGAACAAGGAGCAAUGCUUCUCGGCGGUGUCCGGCUUGGCGAAGGCCAUUUACGACCGCAUGUUCCGCUCCCUCGUAGACAAGGUCAACGACACGCUGGCGACCAAAACCAAGAAGCAGUUCUUCAUCGGCGUGCUGGAUAUCGCCGGCUUCGAGAUCUUCGACUUCAACGGCUUCGAGCAGAUCUGCAUCAACUUCACCAACGAGAAGCUGCAGCAGUUCUUCAACCAUCACAUGUUCGUGUUGGAGCAGGAAGAGUACAAGCGCGAGGGCAUCGAAUGGACCUUCAUUGAUUUCGGGUUGGAUCUGCAGGCCUGCAUCGACAUGAUUGAGAGACCGAUGGGCGUGUUCGCCAUUCUCGAAGAGGAAUCCAUGUUCCCGAAGGCAACCGACAAGACCUUCCUCGAGAAAAUGCAAGUGAACCAUCUAGGAAAGUCCAAGAGCUUCGUCAAGCCCAAGCCGGCGAAGGCGGGGCAGGCCGAGGCUCACUUCGGCGUUAUCCAUUACGCGGGUACCGUCAACUACAACGUCAACCACUGGCUGGACAAGAACAAGGAUCCCAUCAACGACACUGUAGCUGUCACGUUCGCCAAGUCGCACGGCAAUACGCUGCUAGCUAAGCUGUUCGCCGACAAACUGGUGGCGGACGAGGACACCGGUGGCAAGGGAAAGAGGAAGAAGGGAUCAGCCUUCCAGACCGUGUCUGCUCUCUACAGAGAGCAACUGAACAAGCUGAUGUCUACAUUGAUGAACACUCAACCUCAUUUCGUGCGCUGCAUCAUCCCUAACGAGAACAAGGAAGGUGGCGCCAUCGACGCCGCUUUGGUCAUGAACCAGCUGACGUGCAACGGUGUACUGGAAGGAAUCCGCAUCUGCCGCAAGGGCUUCCCAAACAGGCUGGUGUACGGCGACUUCAAGCAGAGGUAUUCCAUCUUGGCUCCGAACGCCGUGCCCGUGGGCUUUGCCGACAGCAAGGACAUCGCGAGUGCGAUCCUCUCCGCGCUCGAGUGGGAUCCCGAGCAGUACAAGCUCGGCCACACGAAGAUCUUCUUCAAGGCCGGCUCGCUGGGCAAGUUGGAGGAGAUGCGCGACGACCGCAUCACGCGCAUCAUGACGCUGGCGCAGGCGUGGAUCCGCGGCAAGCAGACGCGUGCGCUUUACGAGGUGAUGAAGGCGCAGCGCCUCGCGAUGAUGGUCAUCCAGCGCAACGUGCGCAAGUACAUCCAGUGUCGCAACUGGCCCUGGUGGAGGCUCUACACGAAGGUGAAGCCGCUGCUGUCGAUCGCGCGCCAGGAGGACGAGAUGAACGAGAUGAAGGAGGAGAUCGGCAAGCUGAAGGAGGAGCUGGAGAAGGAGAGCAAGCGGCGCAAGGAGGGCGACGACAACAUCGCCAAGCUGGCGAAGGAGAAGGGCGACCUGUACGCGCAGAUGCAGAGCGAGUCGGAGACGAUCGCCGAUAUCGAGGAGCGAGCGACGAAGCUGAUGCAGCAGAAGCACGAUAUGGAGCAGCAGCUGACGGAGAUGCGAGACCGACUCUCCGAAGAGGAGGAGAGCGCGUCGACGCUUAGCGACUCCAAGAGGAAGGCAGAGAGCGACGCCUCCGACAUGAGGUCGCAGAUCGAGGAACUGGAGCGCAGCCUGAAGAAGGUGGAGAGCGAGAAGACGGCGAAGGAGCACCAGAUCAAGCAGUUGAGCGACGAGAUAGCCCGCCAAGAAGAACUGCUCGCCAAAGUGAACAAGGAGAAGAAGAACAUGGAGGAACAUCAGUCUCGCACGACCGACGACCUGCAGAAGGAAGAAGACAAGGUCAACCACAUCAACAAGGUCAAGGCCAAACUGGAGCAGACGCUUGACGAGCUAGAGGACAACCUGGAGCGCGAGAAGAAGGUGCGCGGCGACGUCGAGAAGGCGCGCCGCAAGGUCGAGGGCGACCUGAAGAUGACGCAGGAGGCUGUCGAGGAGCUGGAGAUGUCGAAGCGUGGACUCGAGGAGAACCUGCGCCGCAAGGAGAAGGAGCUCGCCAGCAUCGGCAGUAAGUGCGAGGACGAGCAGGGCAUCGCCCACCAGCUGCAGAAGAAGAUCAAGGAGCUGCAGGCGCGCGUGGAGGAGGUCGAGGAGGAGACGGAGGCGGAGAGGCAGGCGCGCUCCAAGGUCGAGAAGCAGCGCGCCGAACUCGCUCGCGAGCUCGAGGAGCUCACAGAGAGGCUCGAGGAGGCAGGUGGCGCCACCAGCGCGCAGGUCGAGCUGAACCGGAAGCGCGAGGCGGAACUGGCGAAGCUGCGUCGUGAUCUUGAGGAGCAGAGUCUGCAGCACGAGGCGACCGUCUCGUCGCUGCGCAAGAAGCAGAACGACGUCGUCUGCGAGAUGGCGGAGCAGAUCGACCAGCUGCAGAAGGUCAAGACCAAGAUCGAGAAGGAGAAAGCGCAGCUGAAGGUCGAGCUCGACGACAUGAAGGGCAGCAUGGACCACCUGGGCAAGAGCAAGUCGCAGACGGACAAGCUCACCAAGGCGCUCGAGUCGCAGCUGAGCGAAGCCAACUCCAAGCUGGACGAGUCAUCGCGCAUCAUUAACGAAAUGAACGCGCAGAAGAGCCGCAUGGCGAGCGAGACGAACGACCUGCAGCAUCAGCUCGAGGAGGCCGAGGCGCAGGUGAACCAGCUGGCGCGCGCCAAGUCGCAGAUGCAGGCGCAACUCGAGGAGGUGCGAGCCACCGCCGACGAGGAGGGUAGAGCCAGGUCGGGUCUGCAGUCGCAGCUAAGGAACGUGCAGCACGAUGCCGAGCAGAUGCGCGAACAGCUCGAGGAGGAGGCGGACGGCAAGAGCCAACUGCAGAGGCAGCUGUCGAAGGUCAACAACGACUUCAACACUCUGCGUGCGCGCGUGGAGAGCGAAGGUCUCGGAGGAGGUGGGCCAGAAGUCGAGGAUGUCAAACGCAAGUUCCAGGUGAGAGUUCAAUCGCUGGAGGAUGCGCUGGAGGCCGCGAACGCAAAGAUCGCGCAGCUCGACAAGAACAAGCAUCGCCUCUCCAACGAACUCGACGACAUGUCCGUCGAGGUGGAGCGUGCGACGGCUGCCGCCAACGCGCUCGAGAAACGCCAGCGUAACUUCGACAAGACGCUCUCCGAGUGUAAGCAGAAGAGCGACGACCUCGCCGCCGAGCUGGAGGCGUCGCAGCGCGAGUGUCGCGGCGCGUCGACAGAGCUAUUCAAGGCUCGCGCCAGUCAGGAGGAGUCAGCCGACGCCGUCGAGAUGCUGCGACGCGAGAACCGCAACCUUGCCGACGAAAUCAAGGAUCUCGGCGAACAGCUGGGCGAGGGAGGCAAGAGCAUCCACGAGGUCGACAAGGCGCGCAGGAGGCUCGAGCAGGAGAAGGAAGAGCUGCAGUCGGCGCUCGAGGAAGCCGAGGCGGCGCUCGAGCAGGAGGAGUCGAAGGUGGUGCGCUCGCAGCUGGAGCUGCAGCAGAUCCGCCAAGAGGUCGACCGCCGCCUCGCCGAGAAGGACGACGAGUUCGAGACGACGCGCCGCAACCACCAGCGCGCCGUCGACUCGAUGCAGGCGAGCCUCGAGGCGGAGUCGAAGGGUCGCGCCGAGGCGAUGAAGAUGAAGAAGAAGCUGGAGACGGACAUCAACCAGUUGGAGAUCGCGCUCGACGGCGCCAACCGGCAGAACGCCGACGCGCAGAAGAACGCCAAGCGGCUGCAGGCGCAGAUGGUCGACCUGACGGCGCAGAUCGAGGACGAGCAGCGCGUGCGCGAGGAGAUCCGCGAGCAGCUAGGAGCCAGCGAGCGCCGCUGCAACGCCGUCGCCGCAGAGCUGGAGGAGACGCGCGCGUCGCUCGAGCAGGCGGAGCGCAACCGCCGCGCCGCCGACGCCGAGCUGAACGAGGCGAACGACCGCGCCGGGGACCUGCAGUCGCAGCUCGGCUCCGUCAACGCAGCGAAGAGGAAGCUCGAGGGAGACGUGACGACGAUGCAAGCCGACCUCGACGAGACGGUCAGCGAGCUGCGCGUCGCCGACGAGAAGGCGAGAGGCGCCGUCGCCGACGCAGCGCGCCUCGCCGAGGAGCUGCGCCAGGAGCAGGAGCACGCGAUCCACGUCAUCAAGGCGCACAAGGCCAUCGAGGGACAACUGAAGGACCUACAGGUGCGUCUGGACGAGGCCGAGGCAAACGUGCUGAAGGGAGGCAAGAAGCUGAUCUCUAAGCUAGAGCAGCGCGUGCGCGAGCUGGAGAGCGAGCUGGAUGCUGAGCAGCGUCGGCACAGCGAGGCGCAGAAGAACUACCGUAAGGUCGACCGACGCGUGAAGGAGCUGAUGAUGCAGGCUGAGGACGACAGGAAGAAUCACUCGCACUUCGAGGACAUGAUGGAGCGACUCAACGGCAAGAUCAAGCUCUACAAGCGGCAGAUCGACGAGGCCGAGGAGGUGGCCAACAUGAACCUCGCCAAGUACCGCAAGGCGCAGGCCGAGUUGGAAGAGGCUGAGGCGCGGGCGGAGGAUGCGGAGAGCGCCGUGGUCAAGCUUCGCGCUGUCACCCGCUCAUCAGGCAUCGCCGUACGCAGCGUUUCGGGUGGUCAUAUGCGUGCGGCUAUGCGUCGUCCGAGAAUGGAUAUGGAUGAAGAGUAAUAAGCCGCUGUAACGACAUUGCCUUCGCUAUAGCAGCUACAUGGCUUUCAACCGCGGAUCCCCAUAACUGCCCUAAUUGAUUAUUAGUGCCGACUGACUUUGAUUGGGUGAAUAUUGGAGAGGGUCCUUAUCUGGCGUAUGAUCAAAUCUUUGCUGUAGACAAAUAGGCUGCGUGGCUCAAUAUCAAUUCAAAGGCGUAAUUAAGUUAAUUUAGUGCUUCAUAAUGCCGCUAGAGGGCGAUAAUAGUCCACGAUCUCCUUCAGAUUAGUUGAUUGGCAGUGAUCGGAAGCGCUUCAUUGUUACUCCUUCUAAACCGCAGCUUGCGCCCAGCCUAUGUGAAACGUUCUGCAACUCUUACCGUUGAAUAGACAAUCCUUGUAGACAAAUU
Priapulus caudatus is the source of this 6299-nucleotide messenger RNA. RefSeq names its product myosin heavy chain, striated muscle-like. Gene Ontology annotation, cellular component: myosin complex. The transcript is spliced from 17 exons. The record is from RefSeq and is a predicted model, not a curated record. Lineage: Eukaryota; Metazoa; Priapulida; Priapulimorpha; Priapulimorphida; Priapulidae. Bases 41 to 5911 code for a protein of 1956 amino acids. Gene Ontology annotation, molecular function: cytoskeletal motor activity; actin filament binding; ATP binding.